This is a messenger RNA of Fragaria vesca subsp. vesca, 1067 nucleotides long. Its product is annotated as G-type lectin S-receptor-like serine/threonine-protein kinase At1g11410-like. Bases 299 to 988 code for a protein of 229 amino acids. The record is from RefSeq and is a predicted model, not a curated record. Gene Ontology annotation, biological process: recognition of pollen. The transcript is spliced from 3 exons. NCBI's taxonomy places the organism in Eukaryota, Viridiplantae, Streptophyta, Magnoliopsida, Rosales, Rosaceae.
GCGUACUAAGUCCAGACUUGGUUUAUCGAAUUGCUAUAUGAAAAAUUCUGAUCAGCUACGGCCUCGUACCAUUCCAAGUGCCUGCAGUGGGUGUUGGACCGCAUUAAACAACGACCUGAGCUCUCUCUCUCUCUCUCUCUCUCUCUCUCUCAUGGUAGCAGACAAGGCGGAAGACGCGGCGAUUCUGGCCGCAGCUCUGCGUGGCCGUUACGUCAGCAAGAGGGCUCUUAAGGUCUCAGGACUUGUGGUUGACUAAUGGCAUACUUCAGCACCUAACAUGGAAUGAUGUUGAGGGGCAAUGGACAGAGUUGUGGGCAGCGCCAAAGUUCAGUGUCACCCAUACGGACAUUGUGGCACCUUCAGUGAAUGUAGUCUUGACAAUAUACAAUCCGAGUGUUCAUGUUUGCCAGGGUAUCAACCAAAUUCUUCAGUGAAUUGGUCUGAGGGGAUCUGGUCAGAUGGGUGUGUGAGUAAGCAGGUAGAAGAAUCUGACAAGUGUGGAAAGAAAUUUGUGAAGGUGGAACAUGUGAAGCUUCCAUAUGCAUCAAUAUCAGCUUUGCUGGACACAAAGAUGGGUGAAAGUGAGUGUAAGAAGAACAAUUGUUCAUGUGUCGCAUAUGCAAGUCUACAAAUUGAUGGAGGUGGUGGUUGCAUGGCAUGGUAUGGGGAAUUGAUGGACAGUUUAAUAUUGGCAGAGCAGGGAAAAGAUUUCUAUGUUCGAGCAGAUGGAACUGAGUCAGCUGAGAAUGACAGAAAACCAAGAGGUUUCCUUAGAAGAAGGGGAACUCUUGUUGUUCUACUUUUACCUGUUCUGCUGGCACUUUUUCUUAUCAUGUUGGCCUAUUGGUGGCUUAUCAAGAGAAAGACUGAAGGUACGUAUGAGAGGUUCAACUCCAUUAAAUUGUCUUUGUUAUUACAAAGUUAUAACAGGAGCAGGACUAGUUAUAUUAAGAAAUUGUGGAUAUAUCUUGACCUCUGUAUAUUAUGAAAUUUCAAGAAGUGUAGCAAGUAAAGUCUCUAAUGCAUGUAAACUUUAUUCUUUGAUUGUGUCCAAUUAUAUUUAGUUU